This is a messenger RNA of Siniperca chuatsi (mandarin fish), 3099 nucleotides long. RefSeq names its product delta-1-pyrroline-5-carboxylate synthase-like. The coding region runs from base 192 to 2615 and encodes 807 amino acids. The record is from RefSeq and is a predicted model, not a curated record. NCBI's taxonomy places the organism in Eukaryota, Metazoa, Chordata, Actinopteri, Centrarchiformes, Sinipercidae. Gene Ontology annotation, molecular function: ATP binding; glutamate 5-kinase activity; glutamate-5-semialdehyde dehydrogenase (NADP+) activity. The transcript has 16 exons. Gene Ontology annotation, cellular component: cytoplasm; mitochondrion.
UCCGGGUAUCCUGCGUACACGUCGUUCGCGCAUAGCUCAGUUACAGCACUUCCCAACCAACGUGGGCUGUGGAUGUGGCAGCAAAGCACCGCCAGUCCGGCUGACUACGUGUCUUCUGCAGUGCACUCAAGUGUAGUUGUGGGUGGUUUUCUAGGUUUUCACAUUGUCAGCUGUCCUCAAGUGUGAGUGCCAUGUUUGCCAGGCUGGCCUUGUGCUCUCGCCUGCCAUCCAGAAUCCGGCAGUCAAAUGUCUGUCCAGUUUCCAUCAGAACGUUUUCCCAGGCUAAAUUCCUGCGCCCACGUCUCCAUGGGAAGUCUUUUGCCCACCGCAGUGAGUUAAAGCAGGCCAAACGCAUUGUAGUGAAGCUGGGGAGUGCUGUGGUGACACGGGAUGAGUGCGGUCUGGCACUGGGACGACUGGCCUCAAUAGUAGAGCAGGUGGCUGUGCUGCAGAAUCAAGGGAGGGAGAUGAUGAUUGUCACCAGUGGUGCUGUGGCGUUUGGGAAGCAGAGACUGAGACAUGAGAUCCUGCUGUCUCAGAGCGUCAGGCAAGCCUUGCAUUCUGGACAGAACCAACUCAAAGAAAUGUCAGUUCCAGUUUUGGAGGCAAGGGCAUGUGCAGCUGCUGGACAGAGCGGUCUGAUGGCGUUGUAUGAAGCUAUGUUCACCCAGUACAGCACCUGCACUGCACAAAUUCUGGUCACCAACCUGGAUUUUCAUGAUGAGCAGAAGCGUCGCAACCUGAACAGCACGCUGCAUGAACUGCUGCGGAUGAACAUAGUUCCUAUCAUCAACACAAAUGAUGCUGUUGUUCCGCCCCCUGUUCCCAACAGUGACUUGCAGGGGGUAAAUGUAAUAAGCAUCAAAGAUAAUGACAGCUUGGCUGCACGGCUGGCUGUUGAAAUGAAAGCAGACCUCCUUAUUGCCCUGUCUGAUGUUGAAGGCUUGUACGACAGUCCCCCAGGAACAGAUGAUGCCAAGCUCAUUGAUAUAUUCUAUCCUGGAGACCAGCAGUCAAUCACGUAUGGGAGUAAGUCCAGAGUCGGCAUUGGUGGUAUGGAAGCCAAGGUGAAAGCAGCCCUUUGGGCACUACAGGGUGGCACGUCUGUUGUCAUUGCCAACGGCACAAAUCCUAAAGUCACAGGCCACGUAAUCACAGACAUUGUGGAAGGGAAGAAAGUUGGCACCUUCUUCUCUGAAGUGAAACCUGCAGGUACUGGGUACAACCAUCUGGACAGAAUAUUUUACCCACUUGUUGUGUUUGUGUUUUUAUAUUUGAUGCAUGUAUUAUUAUCACCAGGUCCAACUGUGGAGCAGCAGACAGAGAUGGCCCGGCACGCAGGCAGGGCUCUGGCCUCCCUGCACCCAGAACAGAGAGGGGAGAUCAUCUGCUGUCUUGCUGAGCUACUUACAGAGAAGAAAGAUGAGAUUCUCAGUGCCAACAAGAGAGACAUGGAGUUAGCAACAGCAUCAGGUCGUUUCUCCCAGCCUCUGAUCAAUCGCCUGAGUCUGUCAACUGCUAAGCUGAACAGCCUUGCCAUUGGCCUCCGUCAGCUUGCUGUGUCCUCCAGGGAUAGCGUGGGUCGGGUGCUGAGGAGGACCAGGGUGGCCAACAACCUAGAGCUGGAGCAGAUUACUGUCCCCAUCGGUGUCCUGCUGGUCAUCUUUGAGUCACGUCCUGAUUGUCUCCCACAGGUGUCAGCUCUGGCUAUUGCCAGUGGAAAUGCUUUGCUACUGAAGGGGGGUAAAGAAGCUUCCAACACCAAUAAAAUUCUACAUCAACUCACUCAGGAAGCACUUUCCAUUCAUGGAGUGGCAGAUGCUGUUCAACUGGUGAGCACACGUGAAGAAGUUGAGGAUCUGUGCAGACUAGACAAGUUGAUUGACCUGAUCAUUCCAAGGGGCUCGUCCCAGCUGGUCCGGGACAUCCAGAGGGCAGCAAAGGGUAUUCCUGUACUGGGCCACAGUGAGGGCGUCUGUCACGUCUACAUAGACAAUGAUGCCAGCAUAGACAAAGCGAUUAAUGUUGUCAGAGACUCCAAAUGUGACUACCCUGCGGCCUGCAAUGCCAUGGAGACCCUCCUUAUUCACAGAGAUUUGCUGCGAACUCCCAUAUUUGACCAGAUCAUCGAUAUGCUGAGAACAGAACAUGUGAAGAUCCAUGCAGGCCCCCGGUUUGCAUCCUAUUUAACUUUCAGCCCAUCUGAGGUGAAGUCCCUGAGGACAGAGUAUGGGGACCUGGAGUGCUGCAUUGAGGUGGUAGACAGCAUGCAGGAGGCUGUGGACCAUAUCCACAAAUAUGGCAGCUCCCACACCGAUGUCAUUGUUACAGAAAAUGAAGAGACAGCUGAACAGUUUCUGCAACAGGUGGACAGCGCCUGUGUAUUCUGGAACUCCAGCUCUCGCUUUGCCGAUGGCUACCGCUUUGGCCUAGGAGCUGAGGUUGGUAUCAGUACGGCACGUAUACAUGCCAGAGGUCCAGUGGGUUUAGAGGGGCUUCUGACCACCAAAUGGGUCCUUCGAGGCGAAGGGCACACUGUGGCUGACUUCUCCGAGCAAGGCAGUAUGAAAUACCUUCAUGAAAACAUCCCCGUCCCCCAGGGGAGCUUUAGUUAGGUGUCAAACCAAAGAGCCAUCAACAGGAGUCAAGAUAACUGAUGUCUGCAGAGUUAAUUUAAAGUUUAGUGUCUGUCAGUAUCACUCCACUAUGUUGGUGAAGGACACAUGCUUGCAGAACAGAGGCUACUUUUACUGGACAACCAAGUUCCUGGUUUUGUGAACAUGACUGUCUGUUACAUGGCUGGCGAGAGGGAAAUGUAUUCUGGUAAAAAUAAAAAAUAAACAAAUUCCGUUAUGUGUAUGUGACCGUUGAAACAUAAAGUAUAAACGGACAAAGCUCUUUGUCGAAGGUCAUUUUUAUGGUAGAAGAAAAAAUUAAUCAUUGGCCAAUCUGAUUUUUCUAACUUAUUUUUCUACGUACAAACUCCCUUGGUCUUUUUGUAAUUUACUGUUAAGUGUUGUUUGUGCAGGAUCUUAGUUCAGAUUUAUUUUGCUGUCCUUCCUCUUUGCACAGAUGAUGUAAUAAAUAUGCUGUACAGUU